Messenger RNA from Ctenocephalides felis (cat flea), 2581 nucleotides. Its product is annotated as probable cyclin-dependent serine/threonine-protein kinase DDB_G0292550. The transcript has 5 exons. The record is from RefSeq and is a predicted model, not a curated record. Bases 1 to 2526 code for a protein of 841 amino acids. NCBI's taxonomy places the organism in Eukaryota, Metazoa, Arthropoda, Insecta, Siphonaptera, Pulicidae.
AUGCCCACUACAUCUGCAGAUGUAGUUGCCUAUACCACUGACGAGAAUGGAAAUGUGAUAGGUGGUACUGUUGAAAAUGGAAACUUGAUUAUUACUACAGACAAAAAUGAAAACUUGAUUACUACUACUGACGAAAAUGGAAAUUCUGUUGGUAUUACUGAUGUAAACGGUAACCUAAUUACUGCUACUAUCCAUCAAAACUACGCAAGUGAUACUACUGAAGCAAAUGAAAAUACAAUUGCUAUUACUAACGAAAAUGGAAACUUGAUUAAUACUACUGACGAAAAUGGAAAUUCUAUUGGUAUCACUGACGUCAAUGGAAACUUAAUUAGUGUUACUAGUCACCAUGAUUAUGUAAGUGAUACGACUGACGAGAAUGGAAAUUCUAUUGCUAGUGCUGAAAAUGAAAACUUUAUUAAUACUGCUGACGAAAAUGGAAAUUUGUUUAAUGAUACUGACGCUAAUGAAAAUUCAAUUGCUAUUACUGACAGAAUUGAAAACUUGAUAAAUACUCCGAGUCAUCAAGACUUUGUCAGUAAUACUAAUAACGAAAAUGGAAAUUCGAUUACUAUUACUGCGGAAAGUGGAAACUUGAUGAGUACUAUUAGUCAGCAUGAUUACGUAAGUAAUGCUAGCAAACAUGAAAAUUCAAUGAUUACCCCCGACAAAAAUGGAACUUCUGACAUAAAUGGAUACGCAAAUAAUUAUGGAAACUGGAAUUUUUCAACUAAUAAUGAUGAAAACUUGAUUGACGAUGAUGAUGAAUGUGAAAACUUGUUUGAUGCUUCUGGCGAAGAUUAUAAUUUGAUUGAUACUACUAAUCACCUUCAUAAUAUAGUUAGCGAAAAUGAUGAAAAUAGUUACUUGUUUGCAACUAUUAAUAAUUAUGGAAAUGGAAAUUCGAUUGGUACCACUAACAAAUAUGAAAACUUUAUGAGUACUAGUCAUAAUGAUUAUGCAAAUGAUACCACUGACGAAAAUGGAAAUUCGAUUGGUGUUAUUGGCCCAAAUGGAAACUUGAUUAGUACUAUUACCGAAAAUGGAAAUUCAAUUGGUAUUACUGACGUAAAUGGAAAUAUGAUUAAUACUACUGACGAAAAUGGAAACUCGAAUAGCACUACUAGUGUUUUCAAUGAAACUGAAAAUAUGACUGGUGCUGCUGAUACAAAUGAAUAUUCAAUUGGUUCUACUGACGGAAAUGGAAACUUUAUAAGUACUUUUAGUGAUCAUGAUUACGUAAGUAAUACUGAAGAAAAUGAAAAUUCGAUUGUUACCACUGACAAAAAUGAAACUUCUGAAAUAAAUGGAUAUGUUAUUGACGCUACGGAUAAUUAUGGAAAUUGGAUUUAUGCAACUAAUAAUUAUGAGAGUUUGUAUGAUGAUGAUGAUGAAUGUGAAAACUUAAUUGAUGACUUUAACAAAAAUAGAUAUUCGAUGGGUGCUGAUAAUGACGAGCAACUUGAUGUUCCAUUGUCAAGUGAUACUAAAACUAUGAAUGGCGGUGCAUUAGGUGAUAAUUUAAAGAUUGCUGAAAAUAAAGAUUCUGGUCUUUCGCAUAAUAAAACACCAUCGCAUCAUCAUAAUAAUGAUGGUAAAAACAAGAUCGAUUCUUUCGAAGAAAAUAAGAAUUUAAUUGCUGAUGCUCACGAAAAUGAGAACUUUAGAGGUGCUAUUGAUGAAUAUGGAAAUAUGGCUGUUGUUGACAACUUGAAUAAAAUUGCUGACAGUGAAAAUAUGAAUAAUGAUGGAAAACUUGGUGUUGCAUUGUCAAGUGAUACUAAACCUAUGAAUGGCGGUACAUUAGGUGAUAUUUCAAAGAUUGCUGAAAAUAAAGAUUCUGGUCUUCCGCUUAUUUUUACUCUUAAGGAUAUCAUAAAAAUUAAGCAUUACGCAUUAUUGCGUCGAUAUGAGACUGUUAUAAAUGAGGAAAAAACUAGCGAUCUUUUUAAAGAUAUAUUACAUCUGAAACUAUCAUGCAAUUCAUCAAUCGAUCUAAAAGAUUAUUUUGGUCCGUUUGAAACUAUUUAUGAAACAAAUCAUUCCGAUAGUUGUCAAACUAUUAACUUAGAUAUGAAUUUCAAUAAAAUUAAAAAUUCGAUUACGCAUCUACAUAAUAUGAAUAAAUUGUUAUUUGACCGAAAAUUAUUUGCCUCUAAGGAGAAUUAUUACUUUGAUAAAAUAUUUGCAAUACCUAAGCUAACUUCAAAUUGCAGUUUGGUUGAAGAGAACAAAUUAAGAAAUAACAGUUCAAAUGAUAUGCUAUUCACUGCUUUAGAAAAAAUCCAUUAUACAUUGCACUUCAAUUUUAAAGUCUUUUUAUAUACUGGUAACACCAACCCCAUAACCGAAAAUUUCUCUGAACAUACUUCCGAAUAUAUGGAGCACAGAACUAAUUUGGAAUCAGAAACUUAUGUUAGAGAAAGGAGAAACGCAGAACUCGAAUCAAAUAAAUCAAAUACUAUAGAUGCAUCUAGAAAAGUAGGAGGAAAGCUAUACUUGAUGCAAACAACUAAUUCAAUUCAAUAGAAACAUUAAACAAUUAUGAAAUAAACAUAAUUAUUAAUAAAUACUGGAGCACGAU